UCAAGAGUUCAAAAAAGCCAAGGGAAAGAUUAUCGUUUACGGAGUAAAUGAUGGCGAGUUUUCACCUUCUGCAAAUUCAGAAAAUCAACGACCGAACGUCGAUAAACUCGCGACAGCUAAUUUCGCGAAAUCCGUAAACUCAUAGGCAAUAAUUAAUAAAAUACGCAAAAGACAAUACGCGGUUCGUCGAUGAUCUGUCCAACGGAUAUUCUCCCGCUUUUUUAUAUAUACACUUUUCAAAUUCUUAUCGUCGAUAAAAAUUCUUCGAUGUAUUUUUCAGAUAACCAUUUUAAUUCCACCGUCCAUCUAUAAAAAGAAAAUAAGAAAAAAAAUAUACAAGUAUCACGCGUGUUUCCCACCGUCGCUACCACGUAUAUUUUAAGAACGUUUCGAAAGUAACUUCUUUAAACGCAAACUGAGCACACUCGCGUUUACGUACAGUGUUAGUCGACAAGCGUUAAACGAGAAAUCAAAAUACAUUUACUCUUUCGAACGUUAACGAAGAAAGAGGAUAAUUCGAGACGCGCGAUACGAGCAGAGCGCGAGAGCGACGAUAUAAGUUGCGAAUAACGAACAAUACAAAAUGACAAUAAUUAAUCGAAGGUCUUAAAAAAUGUCUCGAGAAUCGAGACGGGUGAUUCUUUUAUAUACGUAUAAGCUAGCAUAUACGCGUUCACGCGUUUUCUCUCCCGAUUCGUUAAUUGAAAAUCAAAUUCUUUUCGUUUUACGGACAAAGUCCACAGCUUUUCGAAGACCUCACGGUUUAAAAUGGUAGGCGACUAUUCGAAAAAAAAAACACGUGAUAAUUCCGUAAUUCCGUAUUACCGUGGGACAGUUCGCUAAACCCACGCAGCCUUAUUAGGCCUUAUUAAAGUAUUAUCGCAUCACUAUUAAACUUAACCAUUAAAGUAACGGUAAGGCUUAAGGUACUCGAACGAAUAUACGAAAAAAGUGACGGCGAAAAUUGGACGCAGAAAAGUUGAUUUCUCAGACAGAAAUUUAUUUGGAAGAUAAGUCCAACGUUUCGUCGUUCAUUUAGCCAAAAAAAUGAAUUGCGUCCAAGGUAAUGUUAAAAGUUUAAACAAUCGUAUUCUAGUAUCGUUAAGGAAAUUUUCUCCUUGUUCCUUUUUAUCUCUUCUUCCGCAACCUUACUCUAUUGUCCCUUUUUACGACGACUAUCGUUACAUUACUAUUACUAAUAUUAAUAUUUACUGUUACUACCAUUGCUGCUAUGACCACUACUAGUACUACUUCUACUUCUAAUACUAUUACUAUUACUGCUGCUGCUACUACCGCUAUUACUACUUCUAAUACUAUUACCACUUUUACUACUACUAUGCAUUUUUAUUAAAGAUGCUGUUUCUAAUAUUAUAAUAACGAUAAAAAGAAUAAGAAUAAGAAUUGUUAUUAAUACUAUCACCAAUAUUGUUAUUAUUACUACUACUAUCGCUACUGCUGCUACCGCUUUAGUACCACCGUCAUUAAUAAUAAAACAAGAUAAUAAUAUUAAUAAUCGUAUUCUUACUACUAAGACUGCUACUACUAACACAACCACUUUUAUUCUUACACUUGCUACUUCUAACUAUUUUUAUAUUAUAUAGUAAUAAUGUUAAAAUUAAUAUUAAACUGCCUCUGCUUUUAUAGCUAUUAUAGUACUACUAUUAACAGUACUAUCACCUCAAAUGACUCAUCGUCAUUGCUCCUUCAUUUUUCUAUUAACACGUGAAACCAAAAUGGCGGACGACGACGAUGAUCAAUUGCAAAUGGCUACUACUACCACUACUACUACGAUCACAACAAUAAUAGUAGUAAUUGUAAGGGUAACGGUCAUAGUACUAUCACUAACCUCUUCUGCCUCAUCGCCAUCAUUCCUUCAUUUUUCUAUUAACACAUGGUGGAUGACGACGAUGAAUUGCAAAUGGUUACCUAUUACUAAUAGUGCUACUACUACAAUCACAAUAGUAGUAAUUGUAAGGGUAACGGUCAUAGUACUAUCACUAACCUCUUCUGCCUCAUCGUUGUCAUUCCUUCAUUUUUCUAUUAACACAUGGUGGAUGACGACGAUGAAUUGCAAAUGGCUACCUAUUACUAAUAGUGCUACUACUACCACUACUACAUCAGGAUAGUAGUAAUGGUAAGAGUAACAGUAAUAGUGAUAGUAAUAAUUAUAAGAAAUCGACGCGUACCGUUUCAAAGUUUUAGGGGACAGUUCAGCGAGGGAAGAAGAAAGCUUGUAAUCGUCUAGUAGCGAACUUGUAUAUAUGUAUAUGCGCCUUCGUUUAGUAUCUAAGUACGUGUAUCAUGAAGAUGAAACUUCAUCUCAAGGAUUCUCCAAAUAUUGGAACUUCUCCCUCUCUCUGUGCACAUAUUUGCAGCGCAGAUUAAAGUGCCUUAUGACAGUUUACUCGUACUGUAAAGCAAUAUCCAAGACGGUAAGAUUGCAGAAGAACCGAACGAAAGGCAGGAACAGACAGCAGAGGGAGGUUGGCAGAGAGAGGGAGGCUUUGGAUUUACAACUGAGAUUGCAUCAAACUAGAAGUUGAAGAGAAACUAGAAGAGGAAAGAUUAGAAUGAAGUAAGUAUUUUUGAAUUCCUUUCCCAAAGAUUCGAAAGGAGAUGAAUCGGUAUUCGUUGUGUAUGCGCGUACUGCGAGACUGAACGAUUUCGCAGAAAUUCUUAGCGGAGAGAUAGGCACGUAGAUAGAACGUUGACCCUCGAGCGGAAUUGAAUAUGCCGUCGAAAAUUUAUUCGGAGAUUUAGAAACGUAGAUCGACUUGGCGGACUUAUUCUGUGAAGAUAAGGUCGUUCGAGGGUUAAGUGAGAGGACGAUGAAACGGAGAACGCGUCGAUCAAGAUCUGUUGAAGCUCGCGCGAUCGCGAAUCGUUUCGCUAAUUCCUUAGAUAUCUCGAGUUCUACCUUUCUCUUGUACAUAAGCCGCGAAACGUUCAAAAUCGAAUUCCUUUGUAAUUAACACGACUAAGCGUUAAACUAAGCGUUAAGCGUAAGCGAGCGUACAUCUGUAAUUAUUCCUACGAUGAACGUGCUUUAGCCAAUGUCGGAGCGUGUGUUACCGAUUUAUGCGCAUUAUUAUUAUUGUUAAUGAUAUACAAUUGUAUUUACUUUUAUAAAAUAAUAUCGAACAUUGUAAUUAAAAUUCUAUACCGAAACUACUGUGUAUCCAGACGAGAGACGAAUAAAUAAAACGAUCAGAACGAUU
Molecule: messenger RNA, 3218 nt
Organism: Megachile rotundata (alfalfa leafcutting bee)
Lineage: Eukaryota; Metazoa; Arthropoda; Insecta; Hymenoptera; Megachilidae
Source: RefSeq, a predicted model, not a curated record